Naegleria gruberi is the source of this 1527-nucleotide messenger RNA. RefSeq lists its product as uncharacterized. The record is from RefSeq and is a predicted model, not a curated record. The annotation marks the transcript as partial. Gene Ontology annotation, biological process: UDP-N-acetylglucosamine biosynthetic process; carbohydrate metabolic process. Gene Ontology annotation, molecular function: phosphoacetylglucosamine mutase activity. Lineage: Eukaryota; Heterolobosea; Eutetramitea; Acrasida; Naegleriidae. The transcript has 2 exons.
AAAUUGGCUUACGGAACAGCCGGAUUUAGAAUGAAGGCAGAUUCUAUUCUUGAUAGAGUUGUUUUCACUGUCGGAUUGUUGGCUUGUUUGAGAGCAUUGGAUAAGAAGGAAUCUGUUGGUGUGAUGAUUACUGCUAGUCACAAUGGAGCACAAGAUAAUGGUGUAAAAUUGGUAGAUCCUACAGGUGAAAUGUUAGAAUCUACUUGGGAAGAAAAAGCUGUUCGUUUGGCUAAUUGUAUUCAUGACGCCAAGUUGAUGAGCGAAAAAUUUGAUGAAUUGGUUUCGGAAUUGAAAUUGGAUUUAACUAAACCAAUCGGAAAGACUUUGUGCAUUUCUGUUGCAAAGGAUACUAGAACUAGUAGUGAUAGAUUGGUUUCAAGCUUGAAAACAGCUGUUUCUCUCUUUGAAAAUUUAGGAAUUGUUCACGUGGAUUAUGGACUCAUGAUUACUCCACAACUUCACUAUAUGGUCAUGUUGACUAAUCAUCAUGAGGAAACUAAAUCAUUCCUUAAUGAAAGUAUUUAUUAUCAAGAUAUUUCCAAUGCUUUCAAUUUAUUAUACAGAGGAGGUGAAAAGGAAAUUACUAUGGAUUGUGCAUUUGGAGUUGGAGGAAAGAAAAUCAAACAAUUACAAUCAAGUUUAAAGGAUGUUAAAUUUACUCUUGUCAAUGAUUAUGAAACUGUAGGAGUUGAGGAAUCACAAAAAUAUCUUAAUCAUGAUUGUGGUGCUGAACAUGUUCAAAAGCAAAAGGCUGUUCCAAUCAAUUGUGAAAAUUUCAAGAGUGUUGCCAGUAUUGAUGGAGAUGGUGACAGACUUGUUUAUUUCUUUAGAGAUGAACAAAAUGAAUUGGUCUUGUUGGAUGGUGAUAAGAUUGCCACUCUCUUGGUUAAAUUUAUUGGUGAAUUGUUGACCAAGACUGGACUUUUGGAUCAAUUAAUUGUUGGUGUUGUUCAAACAGCAUAUGCUAAUGGUUCAAGCACAACCUAUUUGAAGCAAAUUCUUGGAGAACAACGUAUUUUCUGUGUUCCAACUGGUGUCAAAUACCUCCAUCAUAAGGCUAAAGAACUCGAUGUUGGUAUUUAUUUUGAAGCUAAUGGACAUGGUACUGUUAUUUUCUCAGAAAAGGCCAAUAAGGCAAUUAAUGAAAUGUACAAUAGAAGCACCACACAAGGAGGUGAAAGUAGUGAAUUUGUUCAAGCCAUCUCUGACUUGUUUGCCCUCACCAAGUUGAUUAAUCCAACAGUUGGUGAUGCUUUCAGUGAUUUACUCGUUGUUGAAGUUGUUUUGGGUUAUUACGGCUGGAGUUAUGUAGAUUGGGAUAAGAAUCUCUAUACUGAUGUUCCAAGUGUUCAAGACAAGUUAAAGGUCAAGGACAGAACUAUUAUUAAGGUUUCAGCAGACGAAACUCAAGUUGUUUCUCCAGAAGGUAUUCAAAACAAGAUCAAUGAAUGUGUUUUAAAGGUCAAUAAGGGUCGUGCUUUUAUUCGUCCAAGUGGUACUGAGGACGUUGUGAGAGUUUAUGCUGAA